AUGGCCGGCCCUUUGCCCAUUCAGCGCACCAAUCUUCUCAAGUCUGCCCAUACCUUAGUUCUACUGCGGAUCUGCAUUGCGAACUCUGUCACGCGGAGGAAGAUCGAGGAAAAUCACUCCAAAGGCCAUCUGCUUUACUUAUCGCGUAGCCAUAACGUCGCCGCGAGGAGCCAGCCUAUCGCUAUUGACGCCAAUGCAUCCCGUUUGGUACUAUGUUUAGAUUCCAGCGGAUCUGUACCAUCCGUCAUUCCGUACUAUAUUGAACGCUGGCCGAUUUCCAGCCGGGUUAUUGACAUGGCCGGUGAAGUUUUGGGAGCACGCCAGCGUAGCAUGUGCGGUUACCGCGAUAUCGCAACAGAGACACUUCCAUCUGGACACUACCUUCUAGCCUUUACCCGACAACACCAGCAAAACCAGAGCCGGAACAGAAAC
Messenger RNA from Iphiclides podalirius (scarce swallowtail), 432 nucleotides. The record is from the annotation of a GenBank genome assembly. NCBI's taxonomy places the organism in Eukaryota, Metazoa, Arthropoda, Insecta, Lepidoptera, Papilionidae.